AUGCUUCGCCUGUCCUUACACCGUUUGCUGUCCGUGUCACCUCGUGGUGGAGGAUCCUGCAUAAUGCAGAGUGUAAGGGGGGUGCAGACCCCUCCAAAACUUCAAGGCAAAGUGGCUCUGGUAACAGCAUCAACAGAUGGGAUUGGUUUGGCUAUUGCGCAGAAGCUUGCUCAGGAUGGAGCACGAGUUUUGAUUAGCAGCCGGAAGCAACAAAAUGUUGAUAAAGCCGUGAGAGAGUUGAAAGAACAAGGACUAGAUGUUGAAGGAACAGUCUGUCAUGUGGGUCGGAGUGAGGACCGAGAAAGACUAGUGAACACGGCUGUCCAGAAAUUUGGAGGGGUUGAUAUUCUUGUUUCUAAUGCUGCAGUUAACCCUUUUUUUGGAAAUAUCCUGGACUCUACUGAUGAGGUUUGGGAUAAGAUUUUAGAUAUAAAUGUUAAAGCUGCAUUCCUUCUGGUGAAACUUGUGGUGCCCAAAAUGCAGGAAAGAGGAGGUGGCAGUAUUGUGAUCGUUUCUUCUGUGGCUGGAUUUACACCAUUUCCUGCUCUGGGCCCAUACAGCGUCAGUAAGACUGCACUGCUUGGCCUUUCCAAAGCUCUUGCACCAGAGUUGUCACCGCUAAACAUCCGAGUGAACUGCCUUGCACCUGGGCUCAUUCGCACCAAGUUCAGUUCAGCUCUAUGGCAGAACAAAUCUAGCUUGGAUCAACUAACAACUGCUCUAGGUAUUAGCAGGAUCGGGGAGCCGGAAGAGUGUGCCGGAGUAGUAUCUUUCCUCUGCUCUCCUGAGGCCUCAUAUAUAACUGGAGAGACAGUAGUAGUUGCAGGAGGGGGGCACUCUCGUCUAUGA
Staurois parvus is the source of this 849-nucleotide messenger RNA. The record is from the annotation of a GenBank genome assembly. Lineage: Eukaryota; Metazoa; Chordata; Amphibia; Anura; Ranidae.